GCAGGUUAUUGGUGACUGUGACGUCUAUGGAAUGACCCCACUUGUGCUUGCAUCUCUGAGAAAUCGAGUGGAAUGUGUGGUUUGGAUGCUGACGACGUUUGGAUUAGUUGGGUUGUUUGUUGGAAAUCCCAGUCAUUGUUCUGCUGUUCACAUGGCAGCAGCUGCAGGUAGCUUAGAGGUAUUGAAACUGUUGAUAUCACACCGAAAACUGACAGCGAAUUACCAAGAUAGUAAAGGCUGCACACCAGUCUACUUUGCUGCUCAGGAGGGAAACCUCGAGUGUUUAAAGUAUUUGGUGAAAGAAGGGUCGGCUAAUUCUCUAGCUAAAGCAAAAGAUGGAAUGACAUUGCUUCGUGCAUCAGCUCAGGGAGGACAUACCGAUGUGCUGCAGUGUUUAGUUGAUAUCGUGGGACAAGACGAGCUGCUGUGUCAGACUUGAGAUGGUGCAACUCCUGUACAUUAUUGUGCUGCGAAGGGUCAUGCUCUCACUCUGUCAUACAUCGUGGAGACGGUGGGUCAGGCAAGAGCGAUGAAAGCAGACUUUCAUGGUUGCACUCCAGCACACAAUGCCGCAGGUGCAGGCCUUCAGAUAGAGAAAGUCAAGUUUUUCAAAAGUGCAACCAACAACAUUGGUUACUAAAAACUUGUGCAGAGAGUGGUACAAUGUACAGUGUUUGUAGAAAUUUGUACGGAAUGUAACACUUACAAGUGCCUUGUGGUACUGCAGUCACAUUUUUAUUUUGUAGCCAUUAGCUAAGUAGACGCAUGUUUUGAGUAAUUCUAUAAAGUGUUUGUACUUUUAGUGUUAUCUGAGUUAAUUAAUAUAGAAAUUUAU
Corticium candelabrum is the source of this 835-nucleotide messenger RNA. Its product is annotated as espin-like. The coding region runs from base 32 to 439 and encodes 135 amino acids. Gene Ontology annotation, molecular function: actin filament binding. Gene Ontology annotation, biological process: actin filament bundle assembly. The transcript is spliced from 6 exons. The record is from RefSeq and is a predicted model, not a curated record. NCBI's taxonomy places the organism in Eukaryota, Metazoa, Porifera, Homoscleromorpha, Homosclerophorida, Plakinidae. Gene Ontology annotation, cellular component: cytoplasm.